GUCAUCAGCACGGGACGGAAGUAAGGUCUUGCGGCUUCUACUUCGCUGACUUCUCGGGCGGUUUGGCUUCUGAGUUCGAGUUAGGGAGUAGUGUUCUUUGGAAAGCUGCAGAGCCAACCGAAAAGAGCCUGGGGUCUGACAUCUUGGAGAGCAUUUGUCUGGCAAAGGGCGAGAGCUGUUGACUUGGGGGCUCAGAGGAGGAACGGGGGGUCGGCGUCCUUGAUGAAUGGUAUCUAUGGCUUCGCUUCUAGAACAAGGACCCUAGAAAAAGGAUUCCAAGUUCUCUGGUCGACUUUGAAGACGUUUGUGGGCUUUGUUGUGGUCCGAUUUGUAGCUCUGUCCACCUGACCUGGAAAGUUCAUUGUUUUUAUUUUUAUUAAAGGGAGAAGUAAUGUUAAUCCCUCAGGAAUGUAUUGCGUGAAGCAAUUCAGCCUUCACUUUUACUGCUGGGGAAUGAGAUAUUUAAGUGUAACAUAGCAGCUUACUCGGCAGGAGAAACAUAGGCUAUAUUUUAACGUGGAGCAGAGGGUUUUUUCGGGAUUGCCUUUGCCCACCUUUGCGUUAACCUUUUGGCUGCUGCUUUUUGCAAAGAUGAGCGCCCGUCCUUUCUCCACUCCCUUCGACCGGGAGCGGCGAGUCCGGAGCACCCUGAAGAAAGUCUUUGGGUUUGAUUCUUUUAAAACACCUUUACAAGAGAGUGCGACCAUGGCUGUAGUGAAAGGUGCCGAGGAUGUGUUUGUGUGCAUGCCCACAGGGGCAGGGAAGUCUCUGUGCUAUCAACUCCCUGCCCUGUUGGCCAGUGGGAUCACCAUUGUAGUCUCUCCUCUCAUUGCCUUGAUUCAGGACCAGGUAGACCAUUUGCUGGCCUUGAAGGUACAAGUUAGUUCCCUGAACUCAAAGCUCUCGGUACAGGAGAGGAAGGAGCUGCUGUCUGACCUGGAGCGAGACAAACCUCGGACCAAACUUUUGUACAUCACCCCAGAGAUGGCAGCUUCAGCCUCCUUCCAGCCCACCCUGAAUUCCCUGGUGUCCCGAAACCUGCUCUCCUACUUGGUGGUGGAUGAAGCUCAUUGCGUUUCCCAGUGGGGACAUGACUUCCGUCCUGACUAUUUGCGUCUGGGUGCCCUACGUUCCCGCUUGGCACAUGCCCCGUGCGUGGCUCUGACGGCUACAGCCACCCCACAGGUUCAAGAGGAUGUGUUUGCUGCCCUGCACUUGAAGCAGCCAGUCGCCUCUUUCAAGACUCCCUGUUUCCGGGCCAACCUCUUCUAUGAUGUGCAGUUCAAGGAACUGAUUCCCGACGUCUAUGGCAAUCUGAGGGACUUCUGCCUUAAGGCUCUUGGACAGAAGGCUGAGAACGGGGUGAGGUGCUGGGGUGCGCAGUCCAAAAUGCUGUCUGCAACACAGACACAGCUACUGUUUCCUAGUUGUCUUAGCUGGGAGUUUCUGGUCCCAGAUCCUAGGAUAGGCAGGUAAACAGUCCUCGCAUGUUUAGUAGGCCUACAUAGGCUUUUCAGAGAGGAGAUGGGAAUUAGAAAGGCUGGAUUUUGGAUUUUCGAUUUGGUCUUCCCUCACCUUUUUUUGGAUGCUAGGUCUCACUAUGUAGCCUUGGGUGUUAAGGAACCCCCUAGUUUAGAUCAGUUUGGCUUUGAAAGCAGAGAUCUGCCCUGUCCCUAUUGCUGGGAUUAAAGGCAUACACCAGACUAUGCCAGGAUUGGUCUUGCUUUUUUUUUUUUUUUUUUUUAAGUGAUGAGCCCUGUUGGCUGUCCCGCCUCAGAGAAGACGGAGACAUUGGUGAGAGAGCAUGGAGCUUUUGAAGAGUGCUGUGCUCUAGACUAGAGAAGCUUGUGAACAACUGGCCAUUGAGCUCAGCAGCAGGGGUGUGAACGCCAAGGCUUACCACGCAGGCCUGAAGGCAUCUGAUAGAACACAGGUACAGAACGAGUGGAUGGAGGAGAAGGUCCCUGUAAUUGUUGCGACCAUCAGUUUUGGGAUGGGAGUAGACAAAGCUAAUGUCCGGUUUGUUGCUCAUUGGAAUAUUGCCAAGUCCAUGGCUGGCUACUACCAGGAGUCUGGCCGUGCUGGCAGGGAUGGCAAACCAUCUUGGUGCCGCCUGUAUUACUCUAGGAAUGACCGAGACCAAGUCAGCUUCCUUAUCAGGAAGGAACUAGCCAAACUCCAGGAAAAGAGGGGGAACAAACCGUCUGAUAAGGCCACCCUGCUGGCCUUUGAUGCCCUGGUGACCUUCUGUGAAGAAGUGGGGUGCCGCCAUGCUGCCAUUGCUAAGUACUUUGGGGAUGCACCCCCCGCCUGCGCCAAAGGCUGUGACUACUGCCAGAAUCCUGCAGCCAUAACGAAGAAGCUGGAUGCCCUGGAGCGCAGCAGCAGCUGGAGCAAGACCUGCAUCGGGCCCUCACAGGGGAAUGGCUUCGAUCCUGAGCUGUAUGAGGGAGGCCGCAGGGGCUAUGGUGGCUUCAGCAGGUAUGAUGAAGGUUCUGGAGGUAGCGGUGAUGAGGGCAGAGAUGAGGCCCACAAGCGGGAAUGGAAUCUUUUCUAUCAGAAACAGAUGAGCCUGCGCAAGGGCAAAGAGCCCAAGAUAGAAGAAUUCACGCCCCCAGAUGAAGACUGUCCCCUGAGAGAGGCUUCAAGCAGGAAGAUCCCGAAGCUCACAGUGAAGGCCCGUGAGCACUGCCUGCGACUUCUGGAGGAGGCUCUGAUCAGUAACCAUCAGGCUGCAGGCUCCACUCAUGGAGCUGACCUGCAGGCCAAGGCUGUGGAACUGGAGCAUGAGACAUUCCGGAAUGCCAAGAUGGUCAAUCUGUACAAGGCCAGUGUCCUGAAGAAGGUGGCCGAGAUCCACAAAGCCUCCAAGGAUGGUCAGCUCUAUGACAUGGAAAGCGGCACCAAGAGCUGUGGGGCCGCAGCUGAGUUCUCGGAGCCCAGUGACUAUGACAUCCCGCCAACCUCACAUGUGUACUCGCUCAAACCCAAGAGAGUAGGAGCUGGCUUCUCCAAAGGCCCCUGCUCAUUCCAGACAGCCACAGAACUGUUGGGGAAGUCUCACUCCCAGAAGCAAGCCCCAGAGGCUAUGCUAGAGGGUGGACAGGAGCCCCCAGGCUGGGUCUGUGACCUUCAAGAUGAAGACAGGAGCAAGCCCCACCCUGGGUACCAAGAAAAGGCUCUAGGAAGCAGUGUUAAUUGUGGGGACCCCUCGCCUGAGAAGAAGACGAAAGGGUCUUCCCAGGGCAGUGCCAAAGCUAGAGCCAGCAAGAAACAACAGCUCCUAGCCACAGCAGCCCGCAAGGAUUCCCAGAAUAUCACUCGAUUCCUCUGUCAGAGGACAGAAUCUCCACCUCUCCCUGCUUCAGUUCCAAGAUCAGAAGAUGCCAGCCCCUCCUGUGGGGAUGUCCCAGGGAAGUGCACACAAGAGGUUGGAGCUCAGGGACAUUUGGUUGCUGUAUUUCAGACUGAGGGUCCCAGGGAGAGGCCAAGCACCUGCUCACUCAGAGACCAGAGCUUCCCUGAAGGUCAGCCUAGCCCUCUAAAGGAAACCCAGGCAGAGAAGCGGCCCAGACCACAGCAGGGCAACCCAGAGAGAAGGGCUCAAAAGAGGCUUCGCCCCUCAACCAAGUCCUCCAUCUUGGCUGAGGCCAAGGACAGUACCUUGGCCAGUGAUCGCAGCACUGAAAACAAAGUGGCUCAAGAACCCUGCCAGCUCUCAGCAUCUGGCACCUCCCUGAGGGAGGCCGCAGACAUUGUGGUCAGGCACCUGACCCCCUUCUACAAGGAGGGCAGGUUUAUAUCCAAGGACCUGUUUAAGGGCUUUGCCCGCCACCUCUCACAUUUGCUGGCUCAGCAGCUCUCUCCUGGAAGGAGUGUGAAGGAAGAGGCCCAGAGCCUCAUCAAGCAGUUCUUCCACAAUCGUGCCCGCUGUGAGAGUGAAGCUGACUGGCACAGCCUGCGUGGCCCACAGCGAUGAGUGCAGCUGGCUGGGCAGCCCUCCUUGCCACAGGCACCAGCUUUCUCAGGGUCUUUCUUCCCAUGCCCAAACCUCACUUUGGAGGUGUUACUAGACACCCAAAUGAAGUGGAAGGUCAGAGGUCAGACCACCCUCCCAUUUAAACCCCGCUUCUCCUGCCUUCCUAUCCAGGUCCCUAGAUGAGAAGGUCCAGAUAAUAUGGCCGCUGCCAGGUGGGGGUGGGCUGGGAGAACCAAUGGGCCUCCUGUCUUGUACCUAAGUUCUCUAUCAGGGUGAUGCCCAUUCCAGUCCUCCACUGCCCUCUUCCAGGAGAUGCCAGGCAGUAGGCCUUGUUCUAGCAGAGCUCUCUGGGAGAGAAGCAGCCGUUCUCCAAGCCCUGAGCUCUGCUGGUCGGGAAGGCCAGGCACAAGUGAGCCAUUUGCGAGAAUAAAGUCCUCCGGUGGAGACACAUGCUCACACACAA
Molecule: messenger RNA, 4442 nt
Organism: Mus musculus (house mouse)
Lineage: Eukaryota; Metazoa; Chordata; Mammalia; Rodentia; Muridae
Gene: Recql5
Product: RecQ protein-like 5
Exons: 19
Coding region: 1949-3979 (676 amino acids)
Biological process (GO): DNA repair; mitotic DNA-templated DNA replication; negative regulation of transcription elongation by RNA polymerase II
Cellular component (GO): cytosol; nucleus; nucleoplasm
Molecular function (GO): DNA helicase activity; RNA polymerase II complex binding; ATP hydrolysis activity
Source: RefSeq, a predicted model, not a curated record